AUGAGUCGAAUCUACCAUAACACAUCUUUAAAAAACAAACCAGUACACAACGAGAAAUAUGACAGUGUGUGGUCACCCAGCUCACAGGAAAGUGGUCCUGGAGUGAUUCUGGAAGGAACGCUUGUUGACGUUUCUAGACAUGCCCUGACUGAUGUCAACAAUCAAAAGUUCCGUUACCAUGUGCUGUACAUCAAACCAAGACGCAUCCAUCGGAGGAAGUAUGAUGCUAACGGGAAGGAGAUUGAGCCAAACUUCAGCGACACCAGAAAGGUCAACACAGGCUUCCUGAUGUCCUCCUACAAGGUGGAGGCUAAAGGGGAGUCAGACAGCCUGUCAGAGGAGCAGCUGUCAGCAUUGAUUCGUAAAGCCGAUUUGGUGAAGAUAACUGACAAGCACAGAUCUGACGGGACAUGGGCCUUCUGGUACCCUGAGUGUGAGAUGGAAAAAACAGAACUGGAGACCGAAACAGACAUUCGACUAAAGACCAGAGGAAACAGCCCCUUUAUAUUCUCCUUAGCUAAAAUAGAGGGAAGGACAGUGUCCAAAUGCAACUUUGCCGGAGAUGAGAAGACUGGCGCAUCUUGGACAGACAAGAUUAUGGCCAACAAAUCUGGAGCAAAUAACAUCCAGAAGCCUUGUGGUGAAGGAGAAGGAUCACAGGACGAUGAAUGGAAUGACUAA
Nerophis lumbriciformis (worm pipefish) is the source of this 681-nucleotide messenger RNA. Lineage: Eukaryota; Metazoa; Chordata; Actinopteri; Syngnathiformes; Syngnathidae. The record is from RefSeq and is a predicted model, not a curated record.